AUGUCGCGACGGAGCAGCGAUUUUGGGCGCAGAUUCCUUCUAAGUCCCAAGACAGAUGCUUUUCCUCGACUAUUCGCAAAAGGACCCGGCCCUGUGUCCCGUCGAUCGCAUACGCCUCCGGAAGUGUCAAGUAGUCGUAGCCACAGGGGACUCACUCCUCCUUCGUUUAGAGGUGACAACAGGCUCACAUUGACACAGACACGACAACUAGCCGCACAACGCAUCUCGAGUGACGAUCCCGACCAGCUUUACCAUGCACUUCGCAUCAUCUGCCAGAGAGACGACAUUAGCGCAGAGCUACUUGCCCAGGCUGCAUCGAUAUUGCCCGACUAUCCUGUCAUUGACUGGACCGAGUACCUCUGGAUGCGAGAAGCUGACAGAUGGUAUGAGACGUUGACUGCUCGCUCUACUAUCAGCCGUCGUUCGCUCACCUCUGACGGCCUGGCUCGUCUUGCCGCACGGCAUCCCGGAUGUCCUAAUAUUGAUUGGUUCAAGUAUCUCAACCUUCGAUAUCGACGAGAAAUCAAAACACAGACCAGGCUAAAUUCCAACAAUGAUGCUCAUAGUCCGCCUCUUCCACAAGCUCCUCCACGUCCUGCAAAUGGGUUGCCAAUGAAUGAGACUUCGUCGAAGCCUGCUCGUGCCAGACCAAAGGUUCAAUUCAGCCAGCCAGAUGUGCCGCUUCAGACUAGAGUUCAAGAGACAAAGCGUUGUGCCAGGGACGUCGAUCAAGCAUCAACCGAACCUAAACGUAGAAAAGUUAAAGUGCCUGCGCUUGGGUUGCCAAUAGUCACUCAGUGCGUGGUUGAUGAAAGGGAUUUCGACGUUAUACCCAUAAGGGGCGAAUGGAUGGCGUUCGAUGAACCAAUUCCGAAAGAAGUUGUGAGCAUCGAUGUGGUCAUGUCCGGUGCGCUCAACCCUCUUGACAAGACGGCGCUUGAGAUGGGCACCAGAAGGCAGCGAUUUAUAGAACAAGACGACACUGUCCAGCAGGAUCAACACGGAGCGGAAAGUCUGACAGAUCCUGCCGUAAUGCCGUAUCGACUGGUAAAAGUGAAAGAAGUCUUCAAAACGGUCCACUUCUUUAAUCUCGAACAGGCACGUCGCCUCCUGGUCGACCACUACCCUGGCCUUGAUCAGGAUGCAAGGAACUACCACACAACGAAAGAGGCAUUGUGCACGAUAUACCGAAGUGCAGAAGCAAGAAAAGCGAAACUCACCGAAUACACGACCCAGAAAAGAGCCUCAUCCAAAACUCUGGCUGAGCGCGCAGCUAUCGCACAAGAAGAAGCAUCACUCCAAGAACAGGCUGACCGGCUUACUUUACAGCAACUGGUUCAAUACGGCGGCAUCUUCACGGAGAAAACCUAUGUCGCUAAUCAUCCUGACGAGAAGGAGAAGUUAUGCCUGCCUUGUCUUGUCCACUAUCCGGAAGAUUUGUUACCAUUACGUUUAUGUGAGAGGGGGAUAUCGUCUGAGGAGGUAGAAUAUUGGAUGGACGUGUAUAAACACGGAAAGAAUUUCUGGGAUCAGCACGGCGGUCAUGAUGAGCUAUAUAAAGAAUAUGGACUGCUUGAGAAUUGGGGGUUUGAGUCUGAAACAUCUAAUGCUUCUGAGCAGUGGCAAUGA
Lithohypha guttulata is the source of this 1629-nucleotide messenger RNA. RefSeq lists its product as uncharacterized. The record is from RefSeq and is a predicted model, not a curated record. The transcript is spliced from 2 exons. The coding region runs from base 1 to 1629 and encodes 542 amino acids. Lineage: Eukaryota; Fungi; Ascomycota; Eurotiomycetes; Chaetothyriales; Trichomeriaceae.